Pseudonaja textilis is the source of this 1281-nucleotide messenger RNA. RefSeq names its product SYS1 golgi trafficking protein (gene SYS1). NCBI's taxonomy places the organism in Eukaryota, Metazoa, Chordata, Lepidosauria, Squamata, Elapidae. Gene Ontology annotation, cellular component: Golgi membrane; trans-Golgi network. The record is from RefSeq and is a predicted model, not a curated record. Gene Ontology annotation, biological process: Golgi to endosome transport; protein localization to Golgi apparatus; Golgi to plasma membrane protein transport.
GCGUGACUCGAUGGUUCGACGAACGGAGUCAGCUGCGAAGAACGGGCCUGGCGGUGGAUGAGCGGAGCCUGUGCUGUCGUGGCUUCUCGGUCUGGCUGAAGAGAAGGACCGAGGAAAUAAAUGCGAAGGAUGCUGAUGGAAUCACUCUGCAUUCUCUAGACAGUGACACAAGGGAUUUCAUGUUUUGAGACAUCCGUGGGUUAUUUAUAUAUUUCUAUGCAGUCUAUGGGCUGUUGCUUCAGGAAUGGCUCCGCAGUUCCGCAGUUAUGUUUGGGAUCCUGCACUUAUCAUUUCUCAAAUCAUGCUCAUGCAAGCAAUUUAUUACAGCAGUCUGGGGCUUUGGUUGGCUCUAGUAGAUAGUUUGGUGCAGAGCAACCCUUCAUUGGAUCAGAUUUUCAGUUAUGAGGUUUUGGGAUUUGCCACCUCUCCUGGAAGACUUUCCACAAUGGCGUUUAUCCUAAAUGCACUCACCUGUGCCAUCGGUUUAUUGUAUUUCAUUCGACGCGGAAAGCAGUGCUUGGAUUUCACCGCCACCGUUCAUUUUUUCCACCUGUUGGGCUGCUGGAUUUACAACGGAUACUUUCCAACAGCUUUGACCUGGUGGCUUGUACAUACUGUGUGCACAGCACUCAUGGCUGUGAUUGGGGAAUACCUCUGUAUGAGGACAGAACUGAAAGAAAUCCCAUUAAAUUCAGCCCCCAAAUCCAGUGUAUAGGCCGUCAGGGGGCCUGUGUUUCUCCAUCAGUAUCAGCAUCUUGGUGCUAGUUUGUAAAACGUGGAAAUGCAACCGAAGAAAUCCAGAGGGCCUUAAAUAUAUUAGCUGGGAGACUGACAUUUGCAAUACUUUGAUAGGCCAAGAUGAAUAUAGUUUUUACAUAACUCAUUUGUAUUACUAUGCAGACACGCCCAAUUUGCCAAAGUGAUCAGACUCGAGUAUUGGAUAAAAUCCAUAAAAGACUUGGGAAAUAUUUUGAGAAGCGUGCAGUGAGUGGUGAUGAUCACAGUUUCCCUUCUCUAUAGUGUGAACAUCAGUUGACUAGAGAACUCCAACAAUUGCACAAUGGACACUUUGUUCCCUUUUAUCCUUCAUAUACCUGAUACUUGUUUUACUUCCACUUUUUGAAUUAAAGGAUCAAGGAGAUGAAACAAUGCAGAAAGGCACAGUACUGUGACUCACUUGGCUGCUCAGAUUCCAGAAAGCUUAUUAACAACAAAGAGUAAUGUGACUGUAUUUAUUGGACUGAAAAAAAAUACUAUUUUAUUUAAUAAAGAUUUCAACUU